Messenger RNA from Acipenser ruthenus (sterlet), 1936 nucleotides. RefSeq names its product transmembrane protein 268-like. NCBI's taxonomy places the organism in Eukaryota, Metazoa, Chordata, Actinopteri, Acipenseriformes, Acipenseridae. The record is from RefSeq and is a predicted model, not a curated record. The transcript has 6 exons. The coding region runs from base 500 to 1702 and encodes 400 amino acids.
AGCACAGCGGAGUGUUGUGAACCACCUCCUUCUAAAACUUCACUGGGGCGUCAUGUGGUUAAAGCACAGCAGAGUGUAGUAAACCACAGCGAAGAUAAUCAACCAGCCCCCUUCUCAAAGUCAGCUGCUUUGGUAUGCCCAUGAUAAACAGCAUUUGUAAUUUAUUGAGCAUAUUUUUACUUACAUCAUUUGGUGAAGUGAAAAAAACAAUUAAGACCAAGUACAGAUUGGUAUGAGUUGGAAAUAUCAGUCAGGCCUUAUUAUUGUUUAUAUUCUCAUUGUCUGUUUCAGUCAUCAGGACUCAUUACUAUGUCAUGAGAGAUCAUUAAAAUGAGGGUUUUUCUUGUGUGCGUGUGUGUGUGUCUGUCUCUGUGUUUGUGUGUCUGUCUGUCUAUGUUUGUGUGUGCAUGUGUGUCUGUCUGUCUGUCUGUCUGUCUGUGUGUGUGCGUGUCUGUGUGUCUGUGCCUCUGUGUGUGUGUGUGCCUGUGUGUCUGUCUCUAUGUUUGUGUGUGCGUGUGUGUCUGUCUGUCUCUAUGUGUGUGUGCGUGUGUGUCUGUCUGUCUGUCUGUGUGUGUGUGUGUCUGUCUCUAUGUUUGUGUGUGCGUGUCUGUGCGUCUGUGUCUCUGUGUGUGUGUGUGCGUGUGUGUCUGUCUGUCUGUCUGUGUGUGUGUGUGUCUGUCUCUAUGUUUGUGUGUGCGUGUCUGUGCGUCUGUGUCUCUGUGUGUGUGUGCGUGUGUGUCUGUCUGUCUGUCUGUGUGUGUGUGUGUCUGUCUCUAUGUUUGUGUGUGCGUGUCUGUGUGUCUGUGCCUCUGUGUGUGUGUGUGCGUGUGUGUCUGUCUCUGUGUGUGCGUGCAUGUCUUCCUUUCAGAUCCCUGCUGAAGAUUUGGACCAGCCUCUUCACAGCUCUCUUGACAAACCUGAAGUGAAGCGAUACCUUUUAUUCAACUCCACCCUUUUCCAUCUCUUCCUCGCUCCGCUGCUGUACCUGGUGACCUGGUGUGGGCUGUACUCGACCUUUCACCUUUUCCUGCAUGGCAGUCUGGGGAGCUUCUUCUGGCUGUUCUGCCUGUCUCUCAGCCUCCUCUCUGUGCUCCUGACUGCAGUGGUCCUGCUCCUUCUCAAUCGACACACCCAUCAGAUCAAUAUGAACACGGACGUGCGGCUGAUCCGUGCUAAUGAAGGGCUGUGUAAGCACAAGGUCCUGGCGGGGCUGUCUGACACAGUGAGCCAAUGCACCAGCCUGCACCAACUGUUCUUGGUUUAUUUCGACCUGUCGGACUGCCAGGUGAGACUGACUGAACUCCUGGAGGAGAUGAGUUUCACAAGCGGCAAGCUGCAGUCCAAGCUUCGUCAGAAACUAUCACACCUGCAUCUGGUCACGCAUGUCAAGGCGGACAACCCCAACGAGAGGUCAGAGGUCACAGACUCGGAGGAGACAUCCUUGUUGCUUGGUGACGAGGCUGAAACAGGACGCAGUGCCUCCAAGAGGCUGAAGGGGAAACCAGAGCUCACCGUCAUCAAAAGCCUGGUCCCCACAGGGUCAGCUCAGGAAAUGGCUUAUCAACUGCUACUCACCUACAGUGCUGUGUACGUGAAGCUUCUAGUGGCGCAGAGACUGCCUCGUGAACAGCGCCACCUGCAUGCCUGGAGGGCUAAUGCACCCUGCCUCUGCCAAUACAUUGAAAAGCUGCUGCUGCGCUAGACCAGGACACAUGAUGAACCUGUGGGUUCAAAAGACGCUGCCGCUGCAGGACUGUAGAUAUAUUAGUAUAGAGACACAGAGACAAUCGUGAGGGGAGCAAAUGCCCCCCCAGUCAUCCUGAAUUUAUGUGUUUAAACUGAUUAUUAUUUGCUUGUGUUGGAAGACACGAUUUGAUGCUGUAUGUUAUCUUUUGUACUGAAAAUAAAGAAAACAAAAAGACCAAGAGCAAAACAA